Scutellospora calospora is the source of this 1366-nucleotide messenger RNA. The record is from the annotation of a GenBank genome assembly. NCBI's taxonomy places the organism in Eukaryota, Fungi, Glomeromycota, Glomeromycetes, Diversisporales, Gigasporaceae.
CGAUUCAAGCUUUAUAACAAAUGAAUCUCAAAGUACUUCAUAUAAUAAUAUCUUAAGAUCUGAAUCAUCCAACCUUUCUAUGUCCCUCUAUAAUAAUUUUAUCGAUUUAACAACUGAUUUAAUUGAAAGUGCAAAUUCAACAAUUACCUCCUCAGAAAUUACAGAUUUAGCAAUUUCAACUAAUACUACAAGCUCAUCGAUUAUUACAAAUGAAAAUCUUUCAGAUAGUGAGAUUCCAGAAAUCGAAAUUAUCGAUCAAGAUGAUGAUCUUAAUGAAAUUUCAGAGAUUUCUUAUAAUUACUUUACAAAAAAAUUACAUAUUAGUGAAAUUCGAUAUUCACCAAUUUCAAUUGAAUAUCCUUCAACAUCCUUGGAGGGUAUAGCAACUAUUUAUAAUGUUUCAGAAUGGGAUGAUUUUAAUUCAGCAUUUUCCGAUGUAAGUAGUGGUGGAAAAAAACUUGUUGAAUGUGAAUUUUUAGGAUGCAAAGUAUACAAAUCAGUUAGAAUUUGUACUGGAGCAAAGAUAUGCGAAUUUGCAUCAGAUGAAUUAAGAAAUGCAACACAUACUGAAGUUAAUGAAAGUAUAGAUUUUUAUAAAAUAAAUCAACCAGUAGAUUCACAAACAUCAAUUGAAGCUAAAAUACAUGCAAAAUAUUUAGCAUUUGUUAAUACGCAAUGUCCAUAUAAUUCUAAUACAUGUUCUAGAAAACUUCAAGUUUGUCGUUAUGGAAAAAAAUCAGAUAAUGAUAUACUAUCAUAUUUUAUUAGUUGUUCUGCUUGGCGACUAGGGCAAAAACAUAUACAUUACAAGAUAAAUGAUAAUAAAAUUAAUAUUAAAAUGCUUGGAAAAUUAUUUAAAGGAACAUUUGUUGAUUUAGAUAAACCUGUACAAAAUUGUCGUACAAUUUUGUUUACUAAUUCUAGAAAAAAAGAAUGUUCUUAUUUUCAUUGUACAAAUGAAGGUCUUAAUCGAAAAGGAAAAAUUAUUAAAUUAGAUUGUAAUGUUCAAUUUAUUAAGUUAAUUCCAGUAGAUAUUAUUAAUACACCUUUUGUUGUUUUAAUAUGCAAAGGUAUUCAUACACAUCCACCUCCACUUCCAGUUAAUAUUCCUUUUGGAAUUAAAGUAAAUUUAGAACGUAUGAUUAAAGAAGCUACACAAACAUUUGAAAAACGAACAUUAAAAGUAAAACCAAAAUCAGCAAAAAAACAAAAAAAAACAACAAAACAAAUUAAUAUUCAAGAAAGCGAUGAUGAUAAUAUUAAAAACUUAGAAGAUUUAGAAGUUAAAGAAAGAAGAUUAGCUAUCAAAGAAAAAGAAAUUGCAUUAAAUGAGCGAGAAACAGAAUUAGAAUUAAAAAAAUUGCAG